AUGAACAGAGGAAGGGCAUCGGCCCGGGGCACCCGGAGAGGCGCUGCUGCCGCGGGUUCACGAGCAACCGACGAGAGCAGCGCUGGCCCUUCCACUACUCAAGCAAAUUCAGGCAGUGCUACUCCGGCUCCCCAGAGCACAUCCUCCACACCUACUCGAGGCGGCACUACCGCCCGGGCAACAAGGGCACCCGCGGCCGGUCGCUUCCGACCCAAGAAUGUUCGUCGAGAUGAGGCAGAAAGAGAUACUUUGGCCCGCCAAGAAGAACAAAAGGCCAGUGAGAGAGCGGCAGAUGAGCGUAAAGCUCGUGGUCGCUCACGGUUCAGAAGCAAGAGGAGCCGUGGUGAUGCCAUGGGUAGAGGUGGUUUCGGUCGAGUGAUUUCAGGAGCCAGUGGUCCUUUCUCUUCCGGUGCAGGAGCUAUAGGAUCUGGUGGUCGAGGAGGUGGUGGUUGGUUUGGUGGUGGAGGCGGAGGUGGUGCUGGUGGUGGGCGAGGUUUCAAAUCAGACUCGAAAACUGGCUUUGCUCAGGCGACACGGAAUCGCGAGGCUCGAAUCAACGCGGAUAAACUCCAUAUUCACACCCCCGAUGAGGAUCUCGACAGCGAGGACGAGGCCAUGAUGGAGGCGCUCAACUCGAGGGCUGUCAGUGUAUUGCCUAUGGGUAUAUAUCGACGAGAGCAUAAGGAUGAAGGCAUCAUUGUGGCCACCACAGCAGAACUGGAAGCCGCUGAAAAUGCCCAAGCCGUUCCUCCUCCACAAUCUAAGGAAGUGGAGGAGAGCCUUUGGGUGGAUGGUGAAGCAGGCGAACUCCCGCCAAUGGGCGAGAACAGAGAGGAUGGAGGCAUUUGGGACAACGACUCAAAGCCCACUGUUGUCAAGAAAGAGCAGGACGAGUCCAUGGACUUGGACCUCGAAAACAAGGUGGAUAUUGAGACGGAGAGCAAAGACACUUCUACGACACCAGUGCCACAAACCAAGAAACCAGCACAAGAAACGGAAGAAGCCAUGAUCCGAUCAGAUCUAGAGAUUCUUGCUAAUGAACUGGGCGCAGUCGAAAUUUCCGACAGCGCAGAGGGAGAGGGGGCGAAAACUCAAGGUCCCAGCAACAAGGACGGCCGCAUGUACUUAUUCCAAUUCCCUCCUGUUCUACCUCCCCUAAAACAAAUCGCCCAACCAAAGUCCAACAAGAUCAAGUCUGAACCUACCGAGGGUGAAGACAAUGUUCUCGAAUCAACGCCAGCUGCAGCCGACGCUUCUCCCGUCGAUCUCACCAACGACACGAACACUGGCUUCAACAUCCCUGGCUUCGAAGAUCCAGAACAAAAGGCUGGUUUCAUGUCCAGUCUGCUGUCCUCAGGCGGCAUGGUGGGUCAGCUCAAGGUGCGCAAAUCAGGCCGUGUAGAGAUGGACUGGGGUGGCAGCACAAUGGAGCUGAGCCCUGCUGUUGGCAUGAACUUCUUGACAACAGCCGUUAUCGUUGAGGAAAACGAUGAAAAGCCCCGGCCAGGUGUUGUUGGAGGAGAGAGUAUUGGCAUGGGCAAAAUCAUGGGUCGUUUCGUCCUUGCGCCUAAGUGGGAUGAGGAGGAGGAAUGGGAGGUCUCAUCCGAGGACCUUAGAAUAUAG
Molecule: messenger RNA, 1623 nt
Organism: Fusarium venenatum
Lineage: Eukaryota; Fungi; Ascomycota; Sordariomycetes; Hypocreales; Nectriaceae
Source: RefSeq, a predicted model, not a curated record